Messenger RNA from Odobenus rosmarus divergens (Pacific walrus), 1780 nucleotides. RefSeq names its product thiosulfate sulfurtransferase (rhodanese)-like domain containing 2 (gene TSTD2). NCBI's taxonomy places the organism in Eukaryota, Metazoa, Chordata, Mammalia, Carnivora, Odobenidae. The transcript has 10 exons. The record is from RefSeq and is a predicted model, not a curated record. The coding region runs from base 194 to 1780 and encodes 528 amino acids.
GGGGCGAGGUGACGUCUCCAGUGUUCCUUCCUCCGUGAACUCCAGGCCCGGGACCGGUGGAGGUUCUUGGGCCUGGGAGCAGGGACGAUUGCUAGGCGGAGAGGGCUCGAUGAAGAAAGAUCUAAGAAAGGACCAGGACUGGCUGGAGAUAGAUAACUGAAAGGAACCUGUCCCACUACUGCAACCAAACCAGAUGCCUUCUUUCACUUCACCAGACCAAGGAGAUGACCUGGAGGCCUGUGUUUUAAGAUUUUCAGACCUAGAUUUAAAAGACACAAGGCUUAUCAAUCCCAGUAGCGGACUCAAAGCAGAGUUAGAUGUCAGUACAAAGAAGAAAUACUCGUUUGCCAAGAAGAAGGCAUUUGCCCUUUUCGUCAAAACCAAAGAAGUUCCAGCACGUCCUUUUGAAUGUAAAGAAAAAUGGUGGAAAUGCUGUCAACAGCUCUUCAGAGACCGGAUCAGCAUCCACAGACAUGUGGCAACACAACAUGCUGAUGAGAUUUGCCACCAGACUGCUUCUGUGUUAAAGCAGCUGGCUGUGACACCGAACACCUUAAAGAGCCUUAAGUCUGAAGACAGUAGGAACCCUCUAAAAGAGUACUUUACCUAUAAUCGUGAAGUGUCUGCUUGGCUCCCUGAUAUAAGCUGCUUUAGCCCUGAUGAGCUGAUAAGCAGCCAGGGCAGUGAUGGAGGAGAGGUGCUACUUUAUUACUGCUACCGUGACCUGGAGGACCCCCACUGGGUGUGUGCCUGGCAGACAGCUCUGUGUCAACACCUGUCCCUCACGGGCAAGGUUCGAAUUGCUACAGAAGGAAUCAAUGGGACAGUUGGUGGAAGCAAACUGGCCACCAGACUCUAUGUGGAAGUCAUGCUUUCCUGCCCAUUGUUUAAGGAUUAUAUGUGUAAGGAUGAUUUUAAGACCAGCAAAGGAGGGGCUUGCUGUUUUCCAGAAUUGCGUGUUGGUGUAUUUGAAGAAAUUGUGCCCAUGGGGAUCAGCCCCAAUAAGAUCUCCUACAAGAAGCCUGGGAUCCAUUUAUCCCCAGGUGAAUUUCAUAAAGAAGUAGAAGAAUUUUUGUCUCAGGCAAAUGAAGAACAAAAUGAUACUAUCCUACUGGAUUGCAGAAACUUCUAUGAAAGCAAAAUAGGACGAUUCCAGGGCUGCUUAGCCCCAGACAUCAGGAAAUUCAGUUACUUCCCUAGCUACAUUGACAAAAAUCUAGAACUUUUCAGAGAGAAGAAGGUACUGAUGUACUGCACUGGGGGCAUCCGUUGUGAGCGGGGUUCAGCCUACCUCAAAGCCAAGGGAGUGUGCAAGGAAGUGUUCCAGCUCAAGGGUGGCAUCCACAAGUACCUGGAGGAGUUUCCCAAUGGUUUCUACAAAGGGAAGUUGUUUGUUUUUGAUGAGCGUUAUGCCUUAUCCUACAACAGUGAUAUAGUGUCAGAAUGUUCAUACUGUGGAGCCCCAUGGGACCAGUACAAACUCUGCUCCACUCCCCAGUGCCGCCAGCUCAUCUUGGCCUGCCCUGCUUGCCAACGACAAGGAUUCACAGCCUGUUGUGUCACAUGUCAAGACAAAGGGAGGAGGCUGGCUUUGAGUCCCACCCAGAGCAGCUUUAAAGAGGAAUGUGAGUGUACAGCCCGACGGCCACGCAUACCCAGCGAACUGCCGCAGCAGGUGCGGCUCCCUGUGAGCCCCAGGCCAAGGCCGGGUGUUGGUGAGGACAGACCAUGCUCACGUGAGCGGCAGCAGCAGGAUUUCCCUAGGCCUUCACAAAGCUAG